Leguminivora glycinivorella is the source of this 3906-nucleotide messenger RNA. RefSeq lists its product as uncharacterized. The transcript has 5 exons. The record is from RefSeq and is a predicted model, not a curated record. Bases 187 to 900 code for a protein of 237 amino acids. NCBI's taxonomy places the organism in Eukaryota, Metazoa, Arthropoda, Insecta, Lepidoptera, Tortricidae.
UUGAAGUUUGGGCGGUUGAUGGGAAGGUUGUGUGAUUUUGAGUUUUGAUUUGGAUUUGGUUUCGUAGUCUAAUUUCGUUUAUUUUCCUUGUUAUCAAAUAAAAUAGAUAGAAUAUAUAUUUUCUGAUUCACUAGUGAUAAAUACAUAUUUUUGUGAGUGCUGUAAACGUAGUAACUUGACGGCAAAAUGCAAGAAACCGUUACAACCUCGACGGAGCGUAAAUCCUUGUUAUCUUCGUUCCUGGACGUCCUGGAGGCUCAAGGCAAAGCUGCCCAGGCGGAACGGCAGCUCCAGGAGGAGCGCUACAGGCGCCGUACGCAAAGGAUCUACGAAUACCACGACCGACAACGGCGCGAAGUAGUGGAGCUCCGCCGCUGCCUAGACUAUGUGUCACAACACGCCCAUGUCCUGGAAACAGUGCUUCGUGGUGCAGGCACCGCUGGCAGUGAUGAGGUCCCUCUAAGUGCUCACCUGGUCAAGCAAGCAGUGGGCCUCCAGCGCUGCAUGGCGCAAUGUGUCGCCAACGCGGCCACAAUACGCUCCGCCCUUGCGUCUACCCACCAGCCAGUCAUGGACGCCAUGCUUGCUAAAAUGGAAGCGGAGUUGCGGUCGUGGACGGCGUUUUUGCAUCGAGCAGUCGACGCCACAUACAACUCCGAGAUCGUCAUAGAUAACCUGCACAAUAUGAUUGCGGAGCAGCGCCGCUACGUGCGCGACGUUACAUCAAGCAGCGUGUUCACAGCGCUAUGCGCUGAGGCGGACGCGGAAGCGAGUGCAAGCGAGACCACGAGCGCGGGCGCGGGGGCGGAAGCGGAGACAGAAGCUGAAGCGGACCGCACGCCGCGCUCGCCCCUCGAGCGCCGCCCGCCCUCCUCUUGCAGCACGCCUUUGCACAACUAGCGAGUAACAUGUCACUUUUAUACUCCACUGUUCCAAUGCCGACAACAAAAGUGAUGCAUUGUUUUCGGCUACAAAGCAUCUGUCAAAAAUAUUUAAAGUUAAAGCACGCUACGCAUGAACGCAAGAAGCGUAGACAAAUGCAUAAAAAAGGUGUAGCGUGUGCUGUCAUGAAAAUGUCGAUCUUAAUUUUUUUUUGUGCGGAGCGAGUUACCGAAAAACAUUUCCGCCUGUACUCGUGCCGCGUAUAGCUGUGAUGGGAUGUAUCUGCUCAAAGCUACAGUAUUGCUAGCCUUGGCGUCUAAAUUAUAUUUUUAUGAUUUUGUAAUCGCCUGACUGUGCUAUAUAUAGCCGGUGGCUCCAGUACAAACCGCACUGCCUUAGCGUGUGUUCACCGCCGAAUGUUUGUGUUCGUUCGUUGUUCAGAUCUUAUAGAUGUCGUGUUAUAGAAAUAUUGAAUGUUUAGAAGCUUUAUCAUUCGCGCGACGAGCGCUUGUAGCCAAGUGCGCAGAUUUUGGGCUCAGCUCCACAGAAACUGAAAUAGUGUUCCGUUGACCAAAUGCAUGCAGUUUUGUGGCGCCUAUAGAAGUAAGCGCCUAGGAAAUGGAUAAAGGGUUAUCCAAAUACGCAAUGGAAUGUAUAUCCGGCUCGAAGGACCAAGUUCUAGCUAAAAUAGAAAGUGUUCGUUAAGGAAGUGAAAAUAGGUUGAUAUAUUGUUAUACGUUUUCAAAGUAACUUCAAAUCACUGCGUGCUUGGCAUCCAAGUCGCUCAGCGCAUUCAUCAUUAAGUAAUAAAAGAACAAUUUUUAAUCUCUAUGAAAUUUUGAGAAUUGUAAUGUUAUAUAAAUACGUAAUUUUAAUGUUAUGCUUGUUUCUUAUAAAAUUAUCAGUUAUUCUAUUGAAAUGUAUUCGUCAACUUCUUUAUAAGACACGUUUUUGAUACUUUUACAAUAAUCUCGAGCGGACCGAUGUUAUCGGAGUGUACUUUUUGCUUUUUUUGCACGUUUUUUUGUGUCAAUAGGUAACCUUUUGACCGCCAUGGCUAGUCUCACAAAUCAUUCCUUUAAUGAAAUAAAAAACGUUAACACCCGUGGCGAUUAAAAGAUUAUGUUCAAAUACGUAUAUGAAUAUACAUAUAUAUGCAGUAUUAUUUAUAAAGAUAAAUUGGAUAUAGUUAGAAUUAAUCACGUUAUGUAACAUGGACAACACAUUGUGACCAUUUCUGCUUGACAUUAUACCAAGAUUGUAUAGCACCAUAGGUAUAUUUGUUAUGUAAUAAUAUUAUACUAAACCAUCGUUGCCAAAUUUUCCUUAGAUCGGGAUGUGCCCGUUUUCUACCUCUUUUUCUUUUUGCAUUUACUUUGUCAUUUUUAGCCCAAUCAGUAGUUCAACAAGGAAAUAAUAAUAACAUAUUUUUCUACUCAAUUGUUGCUAACUUUUUGGUAAAUUGACCUCUUAAGGGACGCAAUGCGGUAUAGGCAUUUUUUGUAAUUUUAACCAAAAUACUUUCAAGGUUCUAACAUUUAAAAAAAAUUAAGUAACCCCAGUUACGAAUCUGCUACCAGUGGAAAAAAAUAUCGACGCGUCGCGUACUGGUCAAAUGGUCGUUUUAAACUUCUAUCCAAUCCUAAUAUUGUCGAUGAUCUAUGAAUUCGGAUAAAAAAAUAUGUGAGCACUUUAAUUAAUUUGACCACGAGUAACUGAACCUAUUUUUUCUCAUUCUUACUUAUAUAAAUAAAUUAAAUUUUACAAAAUAAAUUGCCGCCGCAUUUACGUCCCUUUUUCCGUGGUCUUAUGUAAGGCGCUUGCCACCGCCUGUGAUAAUUCAACGAAGCAUAGCAGAAGUAAUUUAUAUUUGUGGAUAUUCCAUAUUUUCCGAAACCUAUCUUCUAUUCUAGUUAAACAAUAAACACGGAGCGACUUGUCAAAAUAACACAUGUUUCAAUAUGAUCUACCUAUAUCUGAAAUAUAUCAGAAUCGAGCGUGUUUGACAAAACGCUGCCUCAGUUGCUAGUUUAAUAUUAAACUGUGUUUAUUCCUCUAGAAGUCUUACUAUAUCGAGAAAUUAAUGAAUUUUUCUUAACUGUUAAAAAUCAUAAAAUCCCUCGUUUUUAACAUCCUGGGUCCCCCAGAUCAGAAUCACUACAUUUCAUAUUCAUGAAUUUGGAAUUAUAUAUCAGAAUCAGAAUAGAUUGUGGAAUAUUAUAUGUUCAUAAAAAUGUGUAUAAGGAGUAGAGAAAUAUCUCAGGAGAUUUAAAUUUUCAACAUUAAAAGACUUUUGGAGCUAACUGUAUGAGUAGUCGCGGCGCGCGGAAAGGUCAGAUUUCUGUUUGUUGAGCUGAAUAAUUGCGAGAUUUUCGAGGUUGUAUCACUUGUAUCUCGUCUCCUGUGUUGGAUCAGCUGUUUAGUGUUUGAACAGCCAAGGGUGUAUUACUUUCGCACAGUAUAUAGAGAAAAUGCACUUUAGCAUAGGCGAAGCAGUAAAAAGAUGAACCCAAUUCUGUUUCGGACAACUUUUAGACUGUUGGACUGACCUCGACUGCACUUAGCCCCGUAUUUCUAAAUCAAAAUGUUGUGUGUUAAAAAUGGCGCGUGCCGCGCUCUGUGUAAUUUUACGCGUUAAUUGUUGUAAAACAUUAAUAUAACUGCCUUUUUAUUAUACAUUAUUCUAAAUACUGUUGUUUGUGUAUCGAGAGAAUUAGCGUAUGGCCGGCAACAGUCUUAAAAAUUCAUAAUCUUAAAAAAAAAUUGUAUGCAAAUUGACAGUUCAAACUGACACUGACAGAUCUGUCAGUGUCAGUUUGCAUACAAUUUUUUUUUAAGAUUAUGAAAAUUAAGACUCGUCUGUUGCCGGCCUACGACGUAGCAUGCUGAUUGUAAUGCUGCGUCCAUACCUGUGUUUUGUAAAAAACGUCGGUGUGGACUCGGCAUAUGGAUAGCUUCUUGUAUAUACUGCCUUAUUCGUGUAAGAUCUGUCUUCGCAAUAUGAAAUAAAAUAUAUUAAGUUAA